Rhineura floridana is the source of this 1081-nucleotide messenger RNA. It is a transcript of the gene LAMP5, whose product is annotated as lysosomal associated membrane protein family member 5. The coding region runs from base 166 to 1014 and encodes 282 amino acids. Gene Ontology annotation, cellular component: membrane. NCBI's taxonomy places the organism in Eukaryota, Metazoa, Chordata, Lepidosauria, Squamata, Rhineuridae. The transcript is spliced from 6 exons. The record is from RefSeq and is a predicted model, not a curated record.
GCCUCCCCUCCACUUCAAUUACUCGAGCUUAGGAAAGUGAUCUGAGUGCAUUCGCCGUUGCGCAAGCAGAGCUACAGGAGCCGAAGCUGGCGAAUAGGGAAAAGCCCUUCUAGGAGCACCUCCCAGUCUCUGGCUUCAUCUUCGCGCGGGCUCCCUUUGAGAAGGAUGGCUCUGAGAGGGCGCGGGACCCCGUCGUCAGCCAACCGGGGACUCCGGGCAUUGCUUCUCUUUUUCUAUGGAGUUGCUGGCAGCGCGGCGGAGCAGGAAGCAGAGAACCUCUCCGGCCUCUCUUCUGACCCCGAAAAGGCGAUUUUUGUCGUUCGUGACAAUGGAACGACCUGCCUCAUGGCGGAGUUUGCGGCGAAGUUCGUCGUCCCCUACGACGUGUGGGCCAGCAAUUAUGUGGAUCUGAUCACAGAGCAAGCCUAUAUCCCGCUUUCUCGGGGAGCAGAAGAGCUGGGGAAAUGCGGCAGCAAUGAAUCCGAGCUGCAGAUUUCGUGGAUGGACAGAGCUUACACCCUCCGACUUUACUUCGUCAAGGAGAGCCGCAACACAAGCGCAGGCCCAGAGGCCUGGUGGAAAAUGAGCAAAGUCCAGUUUGUUUACGACAGUUCCGAGCGCACCUACUUCAGAGACGCCGUCAACACUGGGAAACAUACAUCCACCACACAUCAUCUUUCCACUUUAGUCACCCCAGCUGGGAAGUCUUACAGAUGCCAAGCUCAGCAGACAAUCACCUUGACCUCCAGCGACCAUCAAAAAUCUGUGGCUCUCUUGUUGUCUGAAGUCCGCCUACAGCCCUUUGACAUCAGCUCUGAUUUUGUCUUCAGUGAAGAACAUAAAUGUCCAGUGGACCAAAGAGAACAAUUACAAGAAACUCUUCCUCUUGUUCUGGGCUUCAUCUUGGGACUGGUUAUUGUGAUAACCCUCGGAGUUUACCAUCUCCAUCUCAAAAUGACCGCUACACAAGUCCAAAUCCCACGAGACAGAUCUGAGUAUAAACAUAUGGGAUAGUAGCUGGCAGAACCACCAAUCAGCUGAAGCAAAAGCACUUUUUUCUAUAGGUCAGGGGCUCCCACUU